AUGGCCGACCCUCUUUCCAUCGCAGCAAGCAUCGCCGGCCUCGUGUCGCUCGCCGGCAGCGUCUUUGGAGUUCUCUGCCAACUGACCGCAGAUCUCAAGGACUACAAGCGAGAGAUCAACGAGCUCCAGACCGAAGUGAGGUCUUUGUCUGUCCUCCUUCACGACUUGUCUCUUCUUGCGACCGCGCUUGAGACCGAACCUACCCUCGAUAGCUCCUUCCGACUGGAGCACGUCGAUGCCUGCGAACGAACGCUCUACGAAGUCAAGACCAGACUUGAGAAGACUCGACCAUCAGCAUCGAAACUUCCGGUCGCAAAAGGUAGCCGCGCGAAAGCUAGUCUGACGUCCACGAUUUCUCGACUCAAAUGGCCGUACUCGAUCAAGGAAUUCCAGAAACUCCUCGCGGAUCUUACCCAUCAUAAGGAGACCAUCGGCUUGGCCUUGUCGGCGGACUCGAUGAAGGCCCUUUUACAAAUGCUCUCAAAACACAGCGACAUGUCCGACGAGUUGACAGAUAUUCGAGAGACUGUGAAAGAAAUCAAAACUCGGAUCUUCAUCGAUCAACAUCGCCAGAAAGUGCUUGACUACUUCACGCCUGUCAAUCCGCAAGUCUACCUGGAGACUAGCUUGCAACUGCGACAUCCCUUGACUGGCUUGUGGCUUACCGAGGAACAAGAUUUUAAGACCUGGAUAUCCGAGCAAAACGCGAAGCUUUGGAUGAGCGGCAUUCCAGGGGCAGGCAAAACGGUCAUUGCGGGGUCCAUAAUAGAGGAGGUGCUCAUGACUGCAUCCCGCAGCAACACAAUCGGGGUGUGUUUCUACUUCUGCGACUACAAGGACCCGAAGUCUCUCGACUGGGCGAAUAUACUCAGCUCAUUGGCCUCUCAACUUGCACGGCAAAACGAUCGAGUAUACACGAUCCUGGAGUCAUAUUACGCCGGCCUACAUCCGGACAGGGGCCUCCCAAGGCCCGUGGCGCCCAAUCAGAUCCUGGGUAUUGUAAGUCAGAUGAUUACUCUAUUCGAUCGAGUGAUGGUCAUCGUUGACGGACUGGACGAAUGUGGACCCAAUUCCGCUGUGCCAGUCGCUCUCGCCGAGCUCGCGGAAACUUCGCCUGAAGUAUCGAUGGCUUUGCUGAGUCGCCCUGAUUACGAUAUUCGACAGGCGAUUGAGUCGAACUUUAUGCAUAUUGACAUUGCUGCGAAGGGUACUGAUGUCCGACGAUACGUCCGUGAAGAGCUGGAAGAACGAAUCCAACAGAGAAGGCUUCGGCUUCGGAGUCAAGCUUUGAAGGAGGAUAUCAUCAACACACUUAUUGAGAAGGCCGGGGGAAUGCAAGUAAACAGCCCUCAUUUGGACUAUCUUUGCGACCUUCCUAUGGACAAAGACAGGAGAGAGGCUCUUGACAAACUGCCUCCGACACUAAACGCAACUUACGAGAGGAUAUUGUCACAGUAUACCCAUCCGAGCACGGUGCACAUAAUCUGCACAAGUCUCAGACUAGUAGCUGCGUUCGGGCCUCGGAUUACUAUUGCGGCACUUUGCGAGGCAGUUUCCAUAUCGAACGAUGUAGCAGACGAUCCCGUGCAAGAAGAGGACAUUGCAAGAUACUGCAGCAGCCUCCUACGCAAGUCACCGAAUAGACAACAUUUUGAAUUCGCCCAUUUCACAGUCCAGGAGUUCCUGCAGUCGGCCGAACGGCUAGGCUCUCCUCUCGCGGAGUAUUAUGUCGGCCCAGAUAACAUUGCCAUUAUUCUUGACCUAUGUCUUCGCUUUCUGUUGUUUCAGGAGUUCCAGCUCAACACGUCCGUAGUCGCGACUCCUGAACGGGCAGCAGAACUUGCGCGCAGUAUCUGCGAGCAACAUCCUUUCUACACAGUUGCAGCAUGCGAAUGGCCAUUUCUUGACCCGAAGUUUCUGCGUGACGUGAAUAGACAAGAAACAUGCUCUUCCACAAAUGGAGCAGUGAAUCCAUUUAUUGGUGCGUCAGACAGAGCCUGUAUGUUAUUCAAAGAGGAAGGACGCCGUCAAUUUAGACUGUGGGCUGUCGUCUUCUGUCAGCAAUUCCAGCGACAGUAUCAUCCGCGCUCCGACGAGGCGGUUGCGGCUAGUAGUGCUGCGAUCUUGGACGGCUCCUUUUCUGCACUCCAUAUGGCUUGUGCUCUCGCCUUGCCUGUCCUAAUCACUUCAGUGGCUGGGAUGGUCCGGGAAAGCUUGCUGGUGGAGUACGCUAUUUCUCCCGGGGCCUGUCUGGUUAUCGGCUUACCAGUCCUGCUUUUCGAAAAAUUGCCUGUCGAAGGAGAGUGUCAAAUUCCUGACAAUUCCGUGCAGAUCUGGGAUGACAACAAAGUGCCAGUAGAGAUAUGGACGGACGCGAUGGCAAUGUUGGCGGAAUAUGAUAUCGGAUUUCCUGAUACAGUUGAGAUGGGUGGUACGCAAGAGAGCACGCUACGAUUUAUUCUCUGGAGACAUGAAAGUGAUUUCAGAAGCCAUCCAGACCCGACACAGGGCUUCGAAAAGCUCCUGCUAGCGGGUCUAGACACUGAUUUGGGCGCAAUCCUUCAGCUCGAGAGUGCGACAGCCGUUUACUGCUCAAGAGGCAACCCCAACAGAGACGAGCUGAAAGACCGCUUGCACCUUAUAGCUAAGGCCCUGGAGCUGGAACGCGAUAUCUAUGAUCAGGAUGAUAUAGAGGAAGCCGCAGAGAUCGCCGAAACCAUUAAACGGACAGUGGCUAAUCUGUCUCCUAACCCGUGCCUUCCAGACGCCCGGCAGAUUGAAGCACUGAGCGAUUUCACAUUCACAAGCAAUGUAUACAACGCGGUCCUAAGCAAUAACAUUCCCGUGUUGGAGUUGUACUCCGCCGACCAGCGAUACAAGAAAAUGGAGAGAGGCACUCAUCCAGAUACACCACUUCUGCACUUGGCGCUGGAGUCUAACUGUCACGAAGCUUUCCAAUAUCUUCUGACGGCCGGAUGCAGUGACUCUACAGCAAACUGGGAAGGAAGUACCGUGUGGCAUCGAUUGGCGGAGAGUGGCUCCCUGCGGUUUCUGAAAGCCCUGAAAGAUCUGUCUGAAGAUCCUGGAUCACGGCAAGAGGAUAGGAACUCUGAGGGAUACACUCCACUCCGCCUUGCUGUGAAGAACAAACACCCCUCUGUAUAUGAACUGGCAUUCCACGGAGGAGUCGGGUCGGUGGAACUGAUGAAAGCCAUUGCGUCUGCAGAAAUCUCCACUGAAGAGGCCAGGCUUCCCAUCCAUCAAGUACCGCUGAAUGCUGAUCUCCUGACGCUGAAACAAUGGACGUCAGUGUGGCCGGAGUCGCGCGACAAGCGGUAUAGAGGACAGCUCCCUAUUGAAAUUCUACUUGAGAAGCUGCCGGUAUACGAGGGAGUUGUCCUCGAUAAAGGAAUCCUGAUUGAACUUAUGCCGACUGCACGCUCCUCACAAUUUGAAGUAUAUCGGUUCUUCUGUUCUAGUGUCAUAGUUUCCAAUAUGGCGUCGCCUGCAACAAGCCCGCACUUCCCGAAGCUACUGGGCGUCGUCCUGGGGGUACUAGCUGAUAUCCCCAAGCUCUCCUUGCAGCCUCUCAUAGAGGCAUUUCUUACCUAUAUAAACGCUCUCGAGGCCGGUAAAGAUGGUGAGCCUGGCUGGCCUGGAAUGACCGAGCUUGACAUGGUGAUCAACCGGAUCUUGAUUGCAAAUAUCAAUGACAUAGAGGCCACCGAUCGUGAAGAGCUUUUGACACUUACUACCUACAUUGCUACCUUUUUGAACUGGGAGGCAGUGUGCGAUACGUGCUUGUCAUCUGGCUCGAGCAUGUACGACAAAUUGGAUGUGGAAUCGGCCCUCGAAAUCGCCUGUCAUCCUCUAUCCCUUUGUUCAGAAUCCACCCUUGCAACCUUGUUGAGCGGUGGGGAUAUUCUCAGCCCGUACUCACUAAACCCUCUGAUAUUUGUCCUCAUAGACGGCAAGGAUGUAGCCGAGAAGCUGACUCUGCUCCUUGAACAUGGAGCAGACGCCAACACAAAGCACCCGGAAUCCGGAGAGCCAGCUGUGAUAUACCACCUGUUGCAUGGCUCUUCUAUCCUUGCGAGUGUCCUUCUGAAACACGGCGCUGACCCUCUCUCACAACUUGAAUGUGGAUUCGAUGUAGUGUGUGGGUUUAUCUGGAACGAUAUGGACGACGAACUCGAAGCCUUCCAACAAAAGCACCCGCGACUCGACUGGUCUAAGUCUUUCUCUUUUCCGUCGAAACUAGCUCCUGAACACAGGUUCUCUCGCUACCUCGAUCAAGAAGAUAUUGAAGAGUUCACUCUGUUGCACCUGGCAGCGUUCCAGGGGUCAUUCAAAUGCCUGCGAUAUUUGGUGGAAGGGGGACUAGUUAUUGAUAUUAAUGCUCCAACAGCGGACGAGUGGACAUGCGUGCAUUUCAUGGCAGUAUGCGGCUCUUCUGAAAUUGACAAAGCCAUGGGAUAUCUUCAAAGCCACGGAUGUGAUAUUAAUGCCAAGGGCCCGAAUACGGAAACGGCUCUUGACUUCAUCAUCGUCUGCAAUGUGCCGCCGCAGACUGUUCAUGCCUUGCUUAAUCUUGGUGCGAGGUGGUCAAAAACUGACUGCUUUAGAAGCGCGAAUAUGUACUCUGCUUGUGCAAUUCUGGAGUAUGCGCAUCCUUUAUUGAUGGAAGACCCAAGUACUGGUGAGUCAAUGGCAGAAGCUAUGCUUUAUGUCCUCUUGAACGCGGUGAAACAUGGGGAUAUUUCAAUUAUCAAGAGACUCGAUGCGCUCGGCUGCCCCCUCGGUGAGCCUUUUCCUGGUUGCGUACAGUGCUCGCCGCUUCUACAUGCAUCGUAUCACGAACAAUGGACGGUAGUGGACUGGCUCCUGGAUUAUGACGGUGCAAUUUGGGCGUCCGAGUGCAAAUUAAUCGGCCGCAGUCACAAUCCAAUCUCUCUUGCAGCGAAAGACUCCGAGCUGAACCCCAUCUUGGAGCGCCUUCUAGAUCAUUUCCAUAGUUCGUGGCAGCUAUGGCUGAUAGGCGAGACGUCACCCAUCAUACAAGCAAUCGCGGCCGGGAAUAUCGACGGCCUUCGCAUAAUAUUGCGGUUCAUUGCAGCCAAGGCAAGUGAGCGAAAUGGCGGACUCGGCAUUCCACGAACGGCAGACAUUCUGAACACCCCUCGGACAAACAUGGCUCUCCACGAAGCGGCCCGUGCAGGCAAUGAACCCGCCCUUCAAUUGCUCAUAGACCAUGGUGCUGCUCUCGACGCUCAGGACAUAACCGGCAAGGCGGCAGUAUACUAUGCUGCUACAUCAGGGCGAUACGAAGCCCUCGAAUUGCUACUCCGUCAUGGGGCCACCGCCUCGAAACCCUCUCCGAAAUAUCCGUCGCUCUUGCAUCUCGCGGCCAACUACGACGACCUGUACCUCCUUAAACUCGCCUAUCCCUACUACAUAGCAGGGAACAUGGCCUCACCGCUAGUUGUAGCAUACUUGUCCCCAUUCUCCUUCUGCCAUUCUAAGGAAUGCGUCCGGUAUCUCCUCUCCCAGGGCCUGACUUUCGGUGGCCCCGACGCAAUGGGCAUCUCAGCCGUCCACUGGCUAUUAGGCAGGGAAAGAAUCCAGUCGUGGAUCCUCCAAUCCCACUUCCUAAACACACACAAUCUCGAUACAGAGCCAGUCAACCUCCAAGAGCUCCAGAUCGAUCAGACCAUCUCUCGGAGUAUCAUCAACGCCAUACCCAAACUGCUGCGCGUCCUCGGUAAAGACUGCACGCGCGCUAUGUUCCCCUCAAGACCACCAGCAGCCUUCAAUGCACUCUGUCUUGCAGCAGAGUACGGGGCGCUGGAGAGCUGCCGUGUGCUGGUCUCCAUCGGGGCAGACCUCGACUAUCCUGGUCAUCCGUGGGGCACGCCGUUGGCCGUGGCGCUUCAAUUCAGACAUAUGGAUGUCGCCCGCUAUUUAGUGCGUGCUGGUGCCAAGGUCGUGCAUUUUGGUGGGAGUUUGAGGGAAAGGCGCUGCGCGAGUGUUUUGCGCGCUGCAUACUGGUAUCCUGAGUCGGUUCGCUGGUUGCUCGUUGAGAGGUUUACCGAGCAGAGGAUGAUCACGGCUGGAUAG
This is a messenger RNA of Aspergillus mulundensis, 6117 nucleotides long. RefSeq lists its product as uncharacterized. The transcript is spliced from 3 exons. Bases 1 to 6117 code for a protein of 2038 amino acids. Lineage: Eukaryota; Fungi; Ascomycota; Eurotiomycetes; Eurotiales; Aspergillaceae. Gene Ontology annotation, molecular function: protein binding. The record is from RefSeq and is a predicted model, not a curated record.